AUGGAUCUCGAAGAGUGGGAACUUCUCCCAGAUGAUGGGUUUCUUGAAAUCCAUGAUGAUGGAGGGAAGAAAAUCUACUCUAGGAAGUAUGGUGGUGGUCCAGCUAGUGUUCUUGAGACGAAUCACUUUGUCUGUCCACCUAAAUCUAGUCCACAAUUCGUCGAAACAACAAAAAAUCAACUAUUACCAGUCCCAAUUCACUUGGAACCGACAAUUUUCAAGCCCUGUGACCAGGAGAUACCUAAACAAAUCCCAGUUGAGAUUAAAUCCAUGCCAUCAGCCUCACCGGAGAAGAUCCCUUUUAAUACCGGAUCAGGUUGUGAAGCUGAUCAAGACCCGGUUUCCCAAGUUUUCUUCAAGAAAAUGAAGGAACCUGAAUUUGUCGACAUGAAAGUGGAGUCACCCAAGUCUAGUAGAAGCGGAAUCAUGCCUCAGAUUGAUGGUGCAGGCUUUUAUCAGUUUGAGGAAAAUGAAGAGUCCUAUAAAGUGGAAGCAUUGGACAGCAAAAGUUGUGCAUCAAAAGUAAAAGAUGAUUCAGAGAUGGAAAUGGAUGAAAAUCAUUGGGGAUUCAAUAUAUGGAAAUGGAGUUUAACUGGAAUUGGUGCUAUUUGCUCCUUUGGAGUUGCGGCCGCCACUGUUUCCAUCAUCGUCUUAGGGAGUCACCAAAAGAGUAAACAGCAGAAUCAAAAGCUUCAGUUUCAAUUCUAUUCAAAUGACAAGAGGAUCAAACAAGCGGUUCACCAUGCAAGUAAGCUAAAUGAAGCAAUAUUUAGAGGAGUUCCCCUCACCAGAGCACAUGUUACCUUUGGUGGAUACUAUGAAGCUCUUUGA
This is a messenger RNA of Fraxinus pennsylvanica, 831 nucleotides long. Lineage: Eukaryota; Viridiplantae; Streptophyta; Magnoliopsida; Lamiales; Oleaceae. The record is from the annotation of a GenBank genome assembly.